UCGUCCCUGCGGCGGGGGCGGACUGCCGGCAUAAAGGCCGGGCCGCCGCACCUCGCUGCGCUGUUUGCUUCCUUCGGCCUGCUCUCUCCUCCCGGUUGCCCCGGAGUCACCGGGCUACACUACGCCGGGCAGGCAGAGGUAUCUGAAGAAAUAGCCUCAAGAUGAAUUUCUUCCUGGAAACACUCAAAGUCAUCGGACUUUCUGUUUAUUACAUUCUGGAGUCACUAGUGUUCCUUAUUGUGCCUAAACGGAAGAAGAGUGUUAGUGGUGAAAUAGUAUUAAUAACAGGAGCGGGAAGUGGCAUUGGAAGACUCUUAUCUUUAAAGUUUGCCAGCCUUGGAGCCACGGUAGUUCUCUGGGACAUUAAUCAAGAGGGGCUCAAGGAGACAAGUAGACUGGUCAGAGAAAACGGAGCGGUGAGAGUACACAGUUACAUCUGUGACUGUAGCAAAAGGCAGGACAUCUACACAGUAGCUGAUCAGGUUAAAAAAGAAGUUGGUGACGUUACCAUCCUAGUCAACAAUGCUGGUAUUGUAACUGGGAAGACGUUUAUUGAUUCUCCAGAAUCACUUGUGGAAAAAAGCAUGGAAGUGAACAUAAUGGCACACUUCUGGACUUACAAAGCCUUCCUCCCAGCAAUGGUGGCCGCUAACCAUGGACACUUGGUUAGUAUUGCAAGCGCAGCGGGAAUUAUUGGAGUCAAUGGUCUUUCAGAUUACUGUGCAAGUAAAUUUGCAGCAGUUGGUUUUGCAGAGUCAGUUGAUUUCGAGAUGAGAGUUCUGGAAAAGUCUGGUAUUAAAACCACAAUUGUGUGUCCUUACUUCAUAAACACAGGAAUGUUUGAUGGCUGUAGAAGCAAGUGGCCAAGGCUGCUUCCUGGUCUGGAGCCAGAGUUUGUGGCUGAGAAGAUAAUGACUGCUAUUCGGCGGGACCAAGAAAUAUUGCUGCUACCACGCAUUCUUUAUUUUUUACUCGUUUUGAAACAUGUCCUGCCAGUGAAACUGACUGUUCUCUUUUUGGACUAUUUUGGAAACCUCCGUAUCAUGGAUACCUUCAAAGGUCGAGCGAAGAAGGACUGAAAAAGCAUAAAAUUCAGAGACCAGCAACUCUAAAGUGGACCUUGUUAAAGGUGGUGGUGGGAGAGGCCUGCUUCUCUAGCAGCUGUGAACUUAAGGUGCCUCACUUCUCAUUAGUAACAAUUUUUAAGGAAAUUGCUUUUUAUUUUGCUCUUAAUCACCAGCUUUCACUUAAACUAUUUUUUUAAUCCAGUGAACUGAUUUCUUUUCACCUCAUUAUGGAAAUGCAUUAAUUGAAGUUAGUUCCUUUGGUCAUGUCUGUUAUAAUGCCUUAAAUGAUCCUGCAUCACAAACUAAUAAUGGGCAACUUUGGGGAGAGGAGGGACCAAGAAACCACAUGUAUUUGGCAGGGAGACAGGAAAACCUCUACUGGACCUGACUUCUUACUGCUCUUCACUGGACCGUGAGGAGGGGCUGUGCUGCCAGUACCGUUACCACUCUCUGGGAAGCUGAGGAAUUCAGGAGUUUCCUGAAACAACAGAUUCGAAUGUAUACAAAUGGAAGUUUUGUGAAAUGAAAAUAUGUGCCGUGUUGGUGCAAAACCAAUGAAACGUAUUAAUUUCUGGAGGUGGUGAUCUUGGGACUCACAGAUGGCUAUGGAUGUCAGGAUGGGGAGGGGAAAGGAUGUAAAUUAUGUAUUUGUGUUGCUAAUCUACUUUUUGUCUCAUUUAUUUUAAAAGCUAGAACUAUGACUGCAACUUUGUAGCGAAAGAUUUUCUAUCUUCUAAGUGCAAUACUUUAAGAACAAUUUUAAAUUUUCAUCUCCUAAGCAGAAUAAACUUGUAGUUAUAAAGCGUAAGACUGCCAGUCUAAGUGGGCCGUCAGACGUCUUGCUAAGUAAGACACUGAGCUACUAAAAGCAAAGAUAAUACAUUGCAUAAUCAGGGCUUCUCUUGGGUUUAUUUCAGAAAGGAAUGAUGCUGAUGGAACUGGAGUGAAUGGGAUUGUUACACCCAUAGCCUGAGUAACAGCAUUAUGUUUUGCUUCUCUGAAUUGGGUGGCAGGUUGCCUUGUGUCUACAGAGACAUGUUUUACUUUGUCUUUACUCUUAGGACUAUCCAUUUAUUUUGGACAUAGGCUGAGAAGGUCUUGCCCUUUUUGACAAUGGCUGCUUAGAAAACUGAAAGCCCCUUUGACUUUUGGUAAAUCAAAAAUGAGAAAAAGAAAGAUUAUGCUUUAAAUGUAUGCCAUUUAUGCACAUGCUGGCUAAGCCCACCUCAUGUCACGGUCCUCUUCUGGCAGUUGGUAACACCUGCAAACUAAGGCUAAAAUGCAUUAGCAUGCAAUUAAUUGAAGGACAGUAUGGAGAAAAGGGUGAUUUCUUUAAUGGGUUGGGGUUUUUUUCCACAGUGGCCUACAAACUACCUUUAUUUCCCUUGUCUAUACAAUUAGUGAGGUUUACCAGCAAAGUUUACAUCGACCUACUUUACUACUGAUGAGCAAGAAACAGAGUAAAACAAAUGUGUUAAAAAUGGCCUUACCUUUAUAUGAUGGAUUAAUGAGAGUCAGAAUUCAGACUGAAGAAGAAAAGAUUUGUCUUACUAUCCUUUCAGAUUUGCAGAUUUUCUGCCGCAGAAAUUCUGCUGAUUUUACACUAUACUUCAGGAAAUGUAACUUACAAAUUAGAAAACAGAUCUUACCUAAAUAUGCUGUCCUUAUCUACAUUGCACUGUUCGCUGGUAAUAAAGUCAAUCGCUAAUAA
Molecule: messenger RNA, 2778 nt
Organism: Chroicocephalus ridibundus (black-headed gull)
Lineage: Eukaryota; Metazoa; Chordata; Aves; Charadriiformes; Laridae
Gene: SDR16C5
Product: short chain dehydrogenase/reductase family 16C member 5
Exons: 7
Coding region: 162-1079 (305 amino acids)
Cellular component (GO): lipid droplet
Molecular function (GO): oxidoreductase activity, acting on the CH-OH group of donors, NAD or NADP as acceptor
Source: RefSeq, a predicted model, not a curated record